AGAAGAAUGCGCGUGAAAACAAGUCUAAUCUCUCUGUGAUUCCACACUCCGUGUCUCCUCCAACAGUUUUUUUCUUCCUUCCACCAAUCAAAUUUUUUAACGGGAUAAAUCGCUUUUGUUGGCUAAUUCGAUCUAACCGGUGUGGAGUUUCAGGAGAUGGUGUCGCCCGAAAACCCUAAUUGGAUAUCCGACCUGAUCGAUGCCGAGCUUGGAAGCUUCACCAUCCAAGGCCCUGGUUUCUCUUGGCCCCUUCACCAACAACCUCUUGGAAACGUUUCUUCCAAUUCCAGCGCGGGAGUUGAUGGUUCGGCUGCAAAUUCAGAAGCCAGCAAGGAACCUGGCUCCAAAAAGAGGGCGAGAUGUGAAUCAUCUUCUGCCACUAGCUCAAAAGCAUGUAGAGAGAAGCAGCGUCGAGACAGGCUGAAUGACAAGUUUACCGAAUUGAGUGUAAUUCUGGAGCCUGGAAAUCCUCCCAAAACAGACAAGGCUGCAAUCUUGGUCGAUGCUGUCCGCAUGGUGACACAGCUACGCGGCGAGGCUCAGAAGUUGAAGGACUCAAAUUCAAGUCUUCAGGACAAAAUCAAAGAGUUAAAGACCGAGAAAAACGAGCUGCGAGAUGAGAAACAGAGGCUGAAGACAGAGAAAGAGAAGCUGGAGCAGCAGCUGAAAGCCAUGAAUGCUCCUCAACCAAGCUUUUUCCCAGCUCCACCUAUGAUGCCAACUGCUUUUGCUUCUGCGCAAGGCCAAGCUCCCGGAAACAAGAUGGUGCCAAUCAUCAGUUACCCUGGAGUUGCCAUGUGGCAGUUCAUGCCUCCUACUUCGGUCGAUACCUCUCAGGAUCAUGUCCUUCGUCCACCAGUUGCUUAAAUUGGACAAAAAAAAAAAUCAUCAACUGGUUUGCUUCUUGCUUCCGCUGAAAAAAAAAGAAAGAAAAAGAAAAGUCCAUUUGUUUUGCUCACUUCCUCUUUCUCAGCUUUCUUAGUCUUAUCGUUACUUUUGUUUUAUCAUGUUAUGGUCGUAUGAACAACAACUGUUAUCUGCUGAACAAUGAUAUGCACAUUGUAAACUCCAAUUGCUUGGCGCAAUGUUAUCUAUUUACAUGUAAAUUUUAAGUA
Messenger RNA from Raphanus sativus (radish), 1115 nucleotides. Its product is annotated as transcription factor ILR3. NCBI's taxonomy places the organism in Eukaryota, Viridiplantae, Streptophyta, Magnoliopsida, Brassicales, Brassicaceae. Gene Ontology annotation, biological process: intracellular iron ion homeostasis; regulation of DNA-templated transcription. Bases 157 to 867 code for a protein of 236 amino acids. The record is from RefSeq and is a predicted model, not a curated record. The transcript is spliced from 5 exons. Gene Ontology annotation, molecular function: DNA-binding transcription factor activity; protein dimerization activity.